UCCUAGACUGGGCUCUGAGUUCAAAGGAAGCGAAAUUUGAUUUGCAUUAUUUGACAGAAAAACAAAUGCGCAUAUAUUUGCAAGGCUGAAAAAAAAAGUUUUUGGCUACAAUAUGGCGACCAGACGUGACCGUUGAUCCCGCCUCUCAGCUGCUCCCACAACUCCACCAAUCGGAAGCUGCUGAUCCCGCACCCUUCCGGGAUCACCGGCUCCUGUGCGUGCCAGUCUCAGCGGUGGAGAGGAGUGAUGCGGCUCGAAGAGUCCAAAGAGGUUGGUGAGAGUGGACCCCAGCAGGAGCGCAUGAGAUGCCUGGGAAUAUGAGCGAAGAGGACGGGACGAGUCGGAGCGCAUGUUUUACUUUUACAAUCGACAGCAUCUUAAACCUGAAGCAACGGCAAGACGGUGCGCGUUUGGAUGUCUUAAAGGAGCAGAGGGACAUUGGGUGUAAGAGUGACAGUCAGAGGAGAUGCAAAGAGGAGUGGGACGUCCCGAGGAAGCUUGACAGCGAGUCAGAGGAGCCAGUAAAGCCCACAGUCCAUUCAGCGGAGCGCGGGGAGAGCACCGCGCCGCCCACAGCUGCUUACUCUCCGGGGGCGCAGAGCGCGCACGGCACCGAGCCACAGGAGCAACAGCAGUCCGCCGCCGACACCAAAACCGCGGUCAAGAAGAAGACCCGCACCAUCUUCUCCAAGAGGCAGAUCUUCCAGCUAGAGGCCACAUUCGACAUGAAGCGCUACCUGAGUAGCUCGGAGAGGGCGUGCCUCGCCACCUCGCUGCAGCUCACGGAGACCCAAGUGAAGAUCUGGUUCCAGAACCGCCGCAACAAGCUCAAGAGACAGCUGUCCACGGACAUUGAGGGCCCGCUGGCCGCGGAGCACUUCUCUGAGGCGGCGAAAAAAACACAGUUUCCACGUUUUUACAAAGACAGAGGCCUGCUGAGUGGAUGUUUGUUACCGAUGCCUUUUCCCGUCGUGUAUCCGACUGCUAACGCUGCGCCUUACAUCUACUUCUCCAACUCUGGCAAAUAUUUUGGCCUGUUUGAUGCAGACUGAUGGGGUUUGUUCUCGGACACUAAAGGCGACAAUCAUCUGCGAUGCGUUUAUCAUAUCAUUUUGUUUUUUAUAAAAUUUCCGAGCUGGUUUAAAUAAUUUCUUAACAUAUCAACAAGUCCCACACAUGCAUGUGCCACUUUUUUUUUUCUUUUAUUGUUAUUAUUAUUAUUAUUAUUAUUAUUAUAUGAAGUUUAUCAUCAGCACAGAAACGAGCAUGUAUUAAAUUUCAUCUGAUCGAAUGUACCAAGCGAUGCAUCAGCUUUGUUAUACCGCAGAAAUACUCCAGUGUGUGUGUGUGUGAGCGUGCUUAUAAUUAACUGUAUUUAUAUAAGGCCUUAUUAUAAUUUUGUAACGGUUCAUGUUCAUUUGACCUUAGAUAAGACUGUUAAACUGUGAAUGCAGUUCUAACCAUGAGAUCGAUGGAUUUUGCAAUAAAAAGUGGAAUAUAUGCAAUCCACUCAGACGCUGCAACUUGAACGGAAACCCAUCUGCAUCUUUUAUUGUUACUUUAAAACUUUUCAUGUUGUAGUUUUUACUGAAAUCUAAGUCUGUUCAGGCAAAUUUGUUGCAGUAGGAAGUACUUUUUACUGUUCCAAAACGGAGAAAAUCGGCAAAUAAACUUGAAAGAAAAAGAAUAUAAAAAGAUUUUUUUUUCAUACAUCUGUCACUACUAUACUGUCAUGUAUGUAUGAUUAUAGUGCUUUGUUACAACUUAAGACGGCAUGAGAGACAGGAAAAACCGAACUAAAAAAGAAAUGAGCUCCAAAAAUUCAAUCAUUUAGAAUGAAUUAUCCCAGGCAGGUAAAAAAAAAAAAAGUUAGAAGAGUUUUACCAAGUUAUAAAAGCUACUAGAUUAGAUGUAAAACAGAUGCUUUCUUCAUGACUUUAGAAAAGAAACAGCAACAGUGACUCACUAAUAAAUGGUGUAGUGAGUUAUUGCUUUUUAUGAGUCUGUUCUAAAGUAGUUCAGUCUAAAAUAUUCACAAUAACUGUUAAUAAGCUGCAAUAGAGGUUGCCACAUCGGCCAGCUGUGUCUAGAUGUAAGAAAAUAAAUACGGUUAUGAUGAUUAUUCCUAGUAGAAAUCUUAAGGUUGAAUAUUGAGCCCUUUUUUGCAAAUUUUAAAAUAAAUUAAAUAAAAUCUUUUGGUAGAAAAAAACCCCUCCAUGCCCACACCUCCUAAUGUUUUGAGCUUUGUGUUGCAGAGUGUACACUACAAUAGUAAAUCUGGGUCCUUUACAGAAACACAAACAGUGGAUCCUUAAGGUGGCCUAAGGUCAAUGCGAUUCUAAUGGGCUAAGAUAUUAUGGAGUUUAAGUGUGAGUUUGUUUGUAAUGCUGCCACACUUGUGAGCACAAAUGGGUGCAGAAAAACAAACUCUUCCUCACUGUUUGUGUGAGUGAUGCAUCGCUGCAGAAACACAGAGGGAACUGGGCAAAAUAUGAGUUUGAGCAGACUGCACAGAUUUUUUUUCCUCUUUCUCUAAAAGGGCCGGGCGGGAUGCACUUUACUCAGCGUUUCCGGGUCACUUCCCCCUUCAGUGCUGGAGCCUCUCGCUGCUUUCUCCCUGUCACAGCCAUUCAAGGCCCGACGCCUUUAACCUGUUCAUUCACCCACUUAGUCUGCCCGCAGAUUGCUUGUUGUUUCAGCUAAAUUCCUGUCUUUUAACUUUGCUGUGUGCUCUGCUUAUUGUUAAAAAAAAACAGAAAGUUGUUUUUCUGAUGUCAAACUG
This is a messenger RNA of Girardinichthys multiradiatus, 2782 nucleotides long. Its product is annotated as homeobox protein HMX2-like. The record is from RefSeq and is a predicted model, not a curated record. Gene Ontology annotation, molecular function: RNA polymerase II transcription regulatory region sequence-specific DNA binding; DNA-binding transcription factor activity, RNA polymerase II-specific. Gene Ontology annotation, cellular component: nucleus. Lineage: Eukaryota; Metazoa; Chordata; Actinopteri; Cyprinodontiformes; Goodeidae. Gene Ontology annotation, biological process: regulation of transcription by RNA polymerase II. The transcript has 2 exons. Bases 306 to 1052 code for a protein of 248 amino acids.